CAUAUAUGUAUAGACACAAAUGUAUUUAUACUUGAGUGAAUCUGUCAGUUUUCAACUAAAUGCUAUUUCUACAGUGAUUUUAAUUUUUUAACCCAUAGGUUUUCAAAACAAGAGGCAAAUGUAUAUGUGCAUAUAUGUAUAUACACAAAUGUAUUUAUACGUAUAAUUAUUAACAUGUACAGAAAGUUGACUAUAAGAAACUAAACUCCUUAAUGUGGAGUGAAAAUUUACUUGCAUGAGUCCAAGAAUUUCAGAUGCAAGUGGCAUAAAUAGUCUUCAUUGCAAACCAGCAAAGCAUUGACUUUCGUUGACCAUUUCUCUAUAUAUUUAUCCCAUUACUAGCUCACUCUUUCUUGAUCAUUUCACCCUUCAGAAACCCUUUGCAGGUCAUCAAUGGUGCCUGUAAUAAUAAUAUUAUUACUCUCAACACUUCCAUCAUCAUCAUCAUCAAUACCAAAUUACUCAACCAAAGGAAAAUGGAAGCUUUUAAAGAGCAGCAUUGGCGUAUCCGCUAUGCAUAUGGCACUGCUACCAAAUGAUCGAGUCAUAACCUUUGAUAGAACGGAUUUCGGGCCGUCAAACAUAACAUUUCCAGCCGAAAAAUGCCCUCCGGGUUUGGAUUGUUAUGCGCAUUCAGUCGAAUUCUACCCUGCGAAGCGUGGGGUGCGUCCGCUUACUAUAUUGUCGGAUACUUGGUGUUCUUCGGGUGCUUUGUUGCCUAAUGGUGUGUUGAUUCAGUCUGGUGGGAAUAAUGCGGGUGAACGCGUUGUUCGGACGUUUAGUCCUUGUGACGAUUGCGAUUGGGUCGAGACGCGAAACGGGCUCGUUUCGCCGAGAUGGUAUGCUUCUAACCAGUUGUUGCCGAACGGGAAAGUGAUCAUUGUUGGAGGUAGAAGACAGUUUACGUAUGAGUUUAUUCCGAAGACCUCAAGUUCUGUGGAAUACCAGCUUCCAUUUCUCAAAGAGACGAUCAGAUCGGACGCGUUUCCGAACAAUCUCUACCCGUUUAUUCAUCUCAAUACAGAUGGAAACCUCUUCAUCUUCGCAAACGAUCGCGCGAUAUUACUUGAUUACGUGCACAACAAGGUGGUUAGGAGGUAUCCAGUGAUGCCUGGUGGAGUAUCGCGUAAUUACCCGAGCACCGGUUCCUCAGUUUUGCUUCCGAUGAAUCUUUCUGGUAGUUCGGCAACCACGCCUCCGGUUGCCGAGGUGUUUGUUUGCGGCGGGACGGUACCGGACGCGGUUGACAAAGCUAUUGUUGGUGUCUUUGUAGAGGGGGCAAAGACUUGUGGACGGUUGAGAUUAAAUGAUGCUAAUCCCGGAUGGGAAAUGACUGAAAUGCCCUUAAGGCGAAUAAUGGGUGACAUGUUAUUGUUACCUACUGGUGAUGUUUUGAUUAUAAAUGGGGCGGCCCGUGGGGCGGCGGGGUGGGAGUUUGCAAGAGAACCGGUUCUAGAACCAGUUUUGUACGAACCGGGUUUAAAAAUGUUUCGGAAAAUGAACCCGACGACAAUACCCCGGAUGUACCAUUCGAGUGCUCAUUUACUCUCGGACGGCCGGGUGAUCGUAGGCGGGAGCAAUCCGAACUCUAACUACAAUUUCUCGGCGCUUUUCCCGACCGAGCUUAGCGUUGAAGCAUUCUCACCUCCGUACUUAUUUGGUCCGAAAUCUCGACCCAACAUCACCGGGAUUGGAUCUGGAGUUAAUCUUGUUUAUGGACAGAAAAUCGUGGUUAAUUUUCGGUUGAAGGGCGACGAGAAAAAAUUCAAAGAUGGGAAAGUUUACGUGACAAUGAUGGCCCCGUCGUUUACGACUCAUUCAUUUUCAAUGAACCAAAGGUUGUUGGUGGUGGAGGUGGCGGAGAUACGACGGAGGUUUGCUGAGAAUUACGCGGUAGUGUGUUUAACCCCGGCUACGCCUCAGGUGGCGCCACCGGGGUAUUACCAAUUGUCAGUUGUAUAUGACGGAGUUCCUAGUAGAAGUAGAUGGGUACAAAUUGGUAGUUAAUUAACUACCCUUAAAUUGUAAGGAUGUAUUGCAUGCAAGUUGGUAGUUGGUACAAGUUGAUGUUAAAUGUUAAGUCUCAAAUGCAUAAGUCGUUUCAUUUUGUUGCCCAAA
Molecule: messenger RNA, 2118 nt
Organism: Helianthus annuus (common sunflower)
Lineage: Eukaryota; Viridiplantae; Streptophyta; Magnoliopsida; Asterales; Asteraceae
Product: aldehyde oxidase GLOX1
Exons: 2
Coding region: 394-2007 (537 amino acids)
Source: RefSeq, a predicted model, not a curated record